Molecule: messenger RNA, 6035 nt
Organism: Linum trigynum
Lineage: Eukaryota; Viridiplantae; Streptophyta; Magnoliopsida; Malpighiales; Linaceae
Source: the annotation of a GenBank genome assembly
UAAGUUAGUCAUUUGCCACCAAGAUAUUUGCCAAUUUCAUGUGUAUAACAAUAUUACUGAUAAUCAUGAAAAUUUUUGCUUUUAUAUUUUCAAGCAAGUUAUCUUGGUAUUACCCACAUUUGAAUGUGCUCAAUCGGUAAAAGAGGUCACAAGAAAAAUAUAUGUACUUUUCAUCUUUACAGAUGACAAGUCGGAUUUUUUUCUAGAAACACCACUAAAAAUAAAAAAAUUCCAAAAAUACCAUCCAGUUUUGAAAAAUUCCAAAAAUACCACCCUUUCCCAAAAACCACCACACAACCCAACGGUUUACACGAAAACCGCAGGGUGGGGAUGCGGGUAGGGGCGGUUUGGCCCAAUUUUUUUUCAAUCAAUCCUAACCUAGGUGGAAACUUCAAACGAACGUAUCUUUGUGCUCGGAUAUCCAAUCAUAGCGAUUUUUUUUAUUCUGCAUAACUUUUCGAGAUCUUGCAAGCCGCAACCUGCCAAGUCCUGCCUUGUCACGAAAAAAUGUCGUUUGUUACCCCGAAAGAGCAAUUUUCAAUUUUGCCAAACUUUGGACGACCAUAACUUUGUGCUCCAAAAUUCAAAUGUUACAAACAUUUUUUAAUUAGCAAAUUGAUUUAGAUGAACAUAUUUAAAUCACUACUCUAAAUUUAGCCUAGAAAUUUUAGCCCCAAAGAUUUUUCGUCUAAAAAAAACAAUGAAACCUAAAAAUCUAAAGCAUAAUAGACUAAAAGAAAUUUGAGGUUUGUUACCUUGAAAAUUUACUAGACAACUGGUGGUAUAGGGAUGGACACAUAAUGCAAAUUGAUAUUGAUUUGUCUAGUGUUGACGCUGCUCUUUUCAACAACUACUAUAGAGAGAACCUGGGAGAACCUUUUGAACCAACAAACAUGUAAAAACUGAUUUGCACAAUAAAUGAGCGAUGAAUUUCUUGCCAAUUGCUCAAGUAUUUUAUUUGGUACAGUGUAUACUAUUGGUAUGGAUGUGGACUACAUUAUUGAUGCAUUUGCUAAAUUAAGAUAUUGUAGUGUACAAUUUACAUUGUAAAAAAAUAUAAUCAUUAAUUUUUUGUAUGGUUAUAAUUUUCUAAUAAAAUGCGGCUCAGUUCUCUUUUGUGUUUUAGAUCCGCCACUACGGGUAGUGGUUAACCACUAUCCACUAUGAGAUGAGUUGUGAAUAACAUAAUUUUAUAUUUGUGAAUGUAAUUACCUGUAAAAUGUGAGACGGGUAACCACACCCAUCCCAAUUUUCACUAGCAAUAAGGACGAGAUUUAGCAAUCCCCAACCGAAAACCCCUCGCGUCGCUCAACUUGCUGCGCACGGUGCGUGCUAAAGGCACAAAAUAUAAAAUAUAAAACCGCUUUGUAAGUUCUGUACCCUUCGGCUUAUCAAGCCGGUUUCUACCCGGCAUAUCCACCGUACAAUUGAUAUCCAAGGGCGCACAAAAAUUGACACUCUCAUGAAAUAAAUCAAUAAAUCAACUAAACGAAAAUUAUUAAAACCGAAAUGCGUUUUCUGACAAUUUACAACAGCAACUAACCGCUCUUUAUUUCGCGCAGUCGGUACACGCGAAAAGCUCCGCCUCGUUUCCCCUUCCUCACCUCGGCGAGGACUCCUCGAUUUUCCUCUGUCGUCGCAUUUGGUGGCUUCUGGCGGCAUUUAUCCGACUCGCAGUCGGUCGAAUUUGACAUUCGCCGAAUUGAGAUAGUCGUUAACGGCCGAGAUCCUUUACCUCUUGCGCUUCGGUCAUUUCCGGUCACGGUCAGGUGCGUUCUCGAUUAGCUAGCUUUUUAAAUCUCGGUCCUCGGUUGUUUCCGAAGAGCGUCUUAUGGAAUUUUCAGUGGGAUCGCGCCUUAGUUUUCCUUCUGUGCAUGCGAGUGAUCCUGCUUUCGUUUUGUGUUUAGAGGAAUUUAGGUUUAGGAUUAACGAGUUAUCCAAUACUUUGGGUGGUAGCUUGAUAAUGGUAUACUCUGCGUGAUGGUUUUGAUUUUGAUCAUUCCUUUCAUCAAUCAAAUCAAAGGUGACUGAUGGUUGCAAUCAUUUAUGUGUAGGUUCCAGUGUCGUCGGUUCUUCUGGGGCUGUCUCAUUGCUUGUUGGAAGUCAGCUCAGAGUCAGAUAUGAGCUCCCAAACCAGAAGCGAUAGAAGGGACAGGUCUAGAUUACCCUCUCAAGCCGUGCGCCAGACUUGGGUUCCCAGAGGACAUGGCCCCUCCACAGUUUCCUUAAAUCUACCUCCUCCGACUUCCAUUUCCAAUGUCGAUGAAAGAGGCACCAGUCAUUCAACCGUCCCUGAAUCAAGACACAGAGGCACCAGUCAUUCAGCUGUCCCGGAUCCAAGACCCAUAGGCACCAGUAAUUAUGUUGCUCCUGAACCCAGACCCAGAGGCAUCAGUAAUUCUUCUCGGAAUAAUGUGGGUCGCCCCACAAACCACAGGAGGGAUAAGGAAAGGGAGAAAGGUCAGUCACAAACUUUGAAAGAGUUGAAGGAUGCAAAUAUGCCACAACUGGUGCAAGAAAUUCAGGAGAAACUUGCAAAGAGCACUGUUGAGUGUAUGAUUUGUUAUGAUAUGGUGCGAAGGUCUGCUCCUAUUUGGUCUUGUUCCAGCUGUUACUCCAUUUUUCAUCUCAAUUGUAUCAAGAGAUGGGCUAAGGCUCCUACUUCCGUCGACUUGUCUGCCGAUAAAAACCAGGGUUUUAACUGGCGCUGCCCGGGCUGCCAGUACGUGCAACUGACACCAUUGAAAGAGAUUCGUUAUGUUUGCUUUUGUGGGAAAAGAACAGAUCCACCCUCUGAUUUGUACUUGACUCCUCAUUCAUGUGGUGAGCCAUGUGGGAAGCCCCUCGAGAAGCAUUUGCCAGGCACCAACUUCGAGAGUAAUAAUGAGGAUUCUUGCCCUCAUAUCUGUGUGUUGCAGUGCCAUCCAGGUCCAUGCCCACCUUGCAAAUCAUUUGCUCCACAACGCUUGUGCCCUUGUGGGAAGAGCACCAUCACCACUAGGUGCUCUGAACGUCAAUCUGUUCUCACAUGUGGUCAGCAAUGUGAUAAGCUUCUCGAUUGUCAGCGUCAUCGUUGUGAAAGGAUUUGCCAUCUUGGUCCUUGUGAUCCGUGCGAAAUUCCGGUUACAGCUUCAUGUUUUUGUAAGAAAAAAGAGGAGGAUAUAUUAUGCGGAGACAUGUCUGUGAAGGGAGAGGUGAAUGUUGAAGAAGGUGUCUUUUCUUGCAAUUUCAUGUGUGGGAAGAUGCUUGCUUGUGCUAACCAUGAAUGUACUGAAGUAUGUCAUCCAGGUCCUUGUGGAGAUUGUGAUUUGAUGCCAGGAAGGGUCAAGUCUUGUUAUUGUGGGAAGACGAGCUUGGUGGAGGAAAGGAAGUGUUGUUUGGACCGGAUCCCUAACUGUAUGCAGGUUUGUGGCAAGCUCCUUCGCUGUGGGGUUCACAACUGUACGGACCUGUGCCAUUCUGGAGAUUGCCCUCCUUGUAUGGUCAAUGUCACCCAAAGUUGUUGUUGUGGAUCAACAUCAAGAACUGUGGCCUGCUAUAAAAAAAGUGAUAUCAAUGAACAGUUCAAGUGUGACAAGCCUUGUGGACGGAAGAAGAAUUGCGGGAGACAUCGGUGUAGUGAACGUUGCUGCCCUCUUUCUAAUAACUCAACUACUUCUUUCUCUGAAGACUGGAAUCCGCACUUAUGCCAAAUGGCCUGUGGCAAGAAGUUGAGGUGUGGCCUGCAUUCUUGUGAGUCAGUAUGUCACAGUGGUCAUUGCCCUCCUUGUCUCGAGACAAUCUUUGUUGAUCUGAGCUGUGCAUGUGGAAGGACUUCAAUCCCUCCCCCCUUGCCCUGUGGUACACCACUACCAUCAUGUCAACUCCCCUGUUCGGUUCCUCGGCUUUGUGGUCAUGCAGCUUCUCAUAACUGCCACCAUGGAGACUGCCCGCCUUGUUCUGUCCCUAUUGCAAAGGAGUGUGUUGGUGGACAUGUGGUUCUCAAAAACAUACCUUGCGGUUCGAAAAAUAUAAGGUGCAACAAGCUCUGUGGUAAAACUAGGCAGUGUGGUCUUCAUGCAUGUGGGCGGACAUGUCAUCCAGCACCGUGCGACUCUUCAUCUUCCUCUGAAGUAGGAGCAGGGAGAGCUUCUUGUCGCCAGAUAUGUGGGGCCCCCAGAAGGGACUGCAGGCAUACUUGUGCUGCACUUUGUCAUCCUACUGCUCCUUGCCCCGAUGCCAGAUGUGAGUUUCCAGUCACAAUUACUUGCUCAUGUGGGAGGAUAGCAGCCAGUGUUCCUUGUGAUGCUGGAGGGACAAGUGGUGGUUUCAGUGCUGAUACAGUUUUUGAAGCUUCAAUAGCCCAGAAGCUACCAGCACCCCUUCAGCAAGUGGAAUCAGCAACUGGUAGUAAGAAGAUUCCACUUAGCCAAAGGAAGCUUACUUGUGAUGAAGAAUGUGCUAAAUCAGAACGGAAGAAGGUUCUUGCUGAUGCUUUUGACAUUAAUACCCCCAACUUGGAUGCUCUUCAUUUUGGCGAGAACUCGGCUGUUUCCGAGUUGCUUUCGGAUUUAUAUAGGCGUGAUCCAAAAUGGGUUCUUGCUGUUGAAGAGAGGUGCAAGUGCCUUGUCCUUGGUAAGAACAGGGGGGGAACUGUGGGUGGUGGUCUUAAGGUUCAUGUCUUCUGCCCGAUCCUGAAGGACAAGAGAGAUGCAAUUAGGCUGAUAGCAGAGAGGUGGAAGCUAGCAAUCAAUGUUGCUGGGUGGGAACCCAAGCGGUUUGUUGUUCUUCAUGCAACUCCCAAGUCUAGACCACCACAACGAGUGAUUUGUGUCAAAGGGGUAGCUACUGCCACGAGUCUGCACCCACCUGCUUUUGAUGCCCUUGUUGACAUGGAUCCCAGGCUUGUUGUUUCUUUCCUUGAUUUGCCUAGGGAGUCGGACAUAAGCUCUUUGGUGCUUAGAUUUGGUGGGGAGUGUGAGCUGAUAUGGCUGAAUGAUAAGAAUGCAUUGGCGGUUUUCAACGAUCCUGCUCGCGCAGCAACUGCCCUUAGGAGGUUGGAUCAUGCAUCUGCUUAUCAUGGUGUCGUUGUGAUUCUUCAGAACAGUGGUGCAGCAGCUAAUGCAUGGAGUAACCCCAAAGAUGGAGUGACUGCAGCAUUGAAGGGAAAUAAUGCAUGGAAAAAGGCUGUUGGUGAAGAUGUUUGGGGUGGUGAAGAGCAGCCUAGUGGAUCCAGUGAUUCUUCUCCUUGGAAACAAAAGGAAGUAGCUUCUGCAAUUACUGCUUCGGUUAAUCGCUGGAGCAUUCUAGACACUGUGACGGCUUCCAGCACUGCUGCUGCUGCUGCUUCAUCGGUGGUUAGAAGUGAGGCCCGAGGUGGGGCUCUUCUUGAUUCAGUAGUAAUUAGGCCAUCAUCCGAGCAGUUGGAAGUGGCAGAUGACUGGGAGAAAGCUUUUGACUUGGAGAACAAUAUGCAACAGGGGUAAACGCCCAAUCUAGUUUGUGAUUCAUCGGGGAUCUUGGUCCUUUAGAAUCGACACAGGGGUUUACUGGUCAUAUCCUGCAUGCUUACUUUCCGUUGAUAAUCUUGGUUCGCUAGCCUUGCCCAUUCACUUAGUCGAGUUAAGUUUUGUAUCAGAAUGCUCAACGUUCUAUUGAGAACGUAGAGAGAGGUAGACUUGAGUUCAUUGGCUUCCAGCCAUGUAUGUAGUAACAGAAGGCCUUGGGAAGAGGCGAGGUUUCUGAUUUCUGUAUUCCACUAAAGCUUUAGGUGGAGAUAUUUUCUGCUUCCUUUUUCUGGAAGCAGCAUUGUGAAAUUGGGAAGCAAAUGUGAUAAUGAUCAAAGAUGAAAUAUGACUCUUAUUUGGCCUUUAUUAAGGCAGAUAGCAAAAAUGUUUUCCCCAUUCAACUCAUGCUUACUAGUGUGAUUGAUGGGCCGCAGUAAGUAUUUAAUGUCAUAUGCUUCAUAUGGUUAUUAUGGGUCAUCUAAAGCAUGUGUUUGUUACUUCUUUAGGUUUCCUAGAGUCUCUUUGAGCUGAUAAAUAUAUUGAAGAUCA